AUUCGUUAAAUGUCUAAAGUUUUCUACUUUUUUAUAUUAACUUCUGUUUCCAAUGGCAACAUAGAUUCAACUAACCCAAUAUGCAGUUUUACUCAAGAGUUUAUCACUUCUGAAUCACUGAAACAGUUUCCAAAAGAAUGCGAGACGGUUUUUGGAAACAUUCAAAUUGACGAAAACUGUGAUGUUUCCGAAAAACAACUGACUUCUGCAUUCAAAAAUAUGAAGGUGUUGUAUGGGAACUUAAAUGUCUAUAGAACAAACUUCACUUCAGGAAAGUUUCUAGAAGGUCUUGAAGAAAUUGAAUGCGAUAAAGAUGGUUUCUUCAGCUGGGAAAGAAACGAGUAUAUGAUUGAAAUUGGAAUGAAGAAUUUGACAAGAUGCUGCUGUCAAUUCAAUGUGAAUGAAAACAAGAAACUGAUUAGUAUGAAUUUGCCGAAUUUAAAGAACUUCUCAUCAAUGGAUGCCUCUCAAAUGAAACAAAUAGAGAUGCUCGUCUACGACAAUUCUCCAGAAGGUUGCAUUGAUAUUGAAGAAUUGUCACAUUUUAUUGCCAAUGACAACUUGUUCAUGAGCGUUCUCCCAGCCAACUUCUGUGCACACACAACAGAUGCCAUUAACGGAGAAAAGACUUGCGUUUUUGAAAGUUUCAAUAUUACAAAUAUGGAACCCGACUGCGUUCGAAUUGUUGGGCAAGUGAGAAUAGAUAGUGGAGAUGAAGAGCAUGUUCAUAAGUUAAAUUUAUUGAAAUUUAUCUAUGGAACUUUGAAUAUUGAGAAUACGAACCUGACGACCGUGGACUUUUUGAAUGAGCUGGAGUACAUUGUGACACUUGAAUCGGUUGUUGUUUCAAUAACUGUCAGAAACAAUCUACAAUUAUCAAACUUCUCGUUGCCAAAACUAAAGGGUGUCCGCUCAUCUGAUACUUUACAACAAGGGUAUGUACAACGGUGGAUCAGUUUCUAUGACAACCAUGAGUCCCUGAAAAAGUGGCUUGUCAAUAAUUCGAUUUGUAAUCCUUACAUGGAUAUUCUCAACGAAACAGUCUUGUACAGAGCGGAAAUUGAUAAAAAGUCGUGUGACAAAACGCGUGAUAUUAUUGUCAAUGAAGAAGUACAUCUGGAGAAGAACGUGGAGGAAUGGUCAGGAAAAUUUGCAAUUUUAACUUUUUUAACCAUACCUUUUUUGUUUAAAAUUUGAAUCGGUGUUAAUGACUUUUUACUUUAAAAAAAGUAAAAAGGUUUUGGCAUAACAACCCGUUUAGGUAGAUUUUGAAA
Caenorhabditis elegans is the source of this 1274-nucleotide messenger RNA. RefSeq names its product Receptor L-domain domain-containing protein (gene irld-40). The transcript is spliced from 6 exons. The coding region runs from base 10 to 1197 and encodes 395 amino acids. NCBI's taxonomy places the organism in Eukaryota, Metazoa, Nematoda, Chromadorea, Rhabditida, Rhabditidae. The record is from RefSeq and is marked reviewed.